AUGAUGAGGCCCCCACGGAUCCAUCGCCUCGUCUCGCCCCCCCGAGCCGCGUUGUUGCCCCUUGACAAACUCGGUCGGGAUGGCGAUGCGGUAUUCGUCCGGUUUCAUCAGCGUCGCCAGCGUGGCGCCGCAUCUGCCGCCCCCAAGAUGCCCUUGACCAGUCGCUCCACGCUCAUGACCGACAGGGUCCCACCGCCGAAGCGGUCCGGCUGCAGCACCUGGAGGGCGAAAAAGCGAGGCGGUGGCUCCCAGACUCUAGCCGCGCGUGGCACUGUGGGCGAGGAGGGGGGCGUGAUGGCCGUGCCGGGCAUGCAAGCUCCGGAUCAGCGCCUCGAGAUAUCUGCUCUCGUCGUCGGCGAAUUCGAGCGUGACUUUGAGGAUGCCGUCUUGCUGGAGGCGCUGGGCCACCUGACGGACAUGGUCCGCAUCUUGGCUACAAGAGAUGUGAGGUGCUUUCAGAUGAGGGACAACCAGCUGGGAGUGUUCUCUGUCGGUAUACAGGAGCCUCUGGUAGCCGGUGGAUGGUGCCCCGCGAAUCUCGCACGUCUGGUAGCCCCCAUCAUGCAACUAUACGGGGCUGGAACUGGCUUGCCUGAGCAAUCCUAA
Molecule: messenger RNA, 606 nt
Organism: Beauveria bassiana ARSEF 2860
Lineage: Eukaryota; Fungi; Ascomycota; Sordariomycetes; Hypocreales; Cordycipitaceae
Exons: 3
Coding region: 1-606 (201 amino acids)
Source: RefSeq, a predicted model, not a curated record